This is a messenger RNA of Mercenaria mercenaria, 1059 nucleotides long. RefSeq lists its product as uncharacterized. Gene Ontology annotation, molecular function: nucleic acid binding. Gene Ontology annotation, biological process: DNA integration. Bases 1 to 1059 code for a protein of 352 amino acids. Lineage: Eukaryota; Metazoa; Mollusca; Bivalvia; Venerida; Veneridae. The transcript has a single exon. The record is from RefSeq and is a predicted model, not a curated record.
AUGGAUAAUCCAGAGAAGCAAGAUAGUAGAAUCGCAUCUUUGAAUCUAAUAUUACAUGACGGUCUCAUACGAGUACAUGGGAGAGUGAGACGGGAGAAUCUCCAAGAAUAUCCGGUUAUUCUACCCAGCAAAAAUCACGUGACUACGCUAAUAGUUAGACAUUACCACAGCAUCAAUGGUCACGUUGGAACUCAGCAGGUGCUUGCAGCUACGCGGGAAAAGUAUUGGAUACUACAUGGCUCCAGUUCGGUAAAAAAGACAAUAGGGAAUUGUUUUAUAUGCAGACGACAACACAGUCCAUUACUGACACAACAGAUGGCACCACUUGCUUCAGAACAAACCACUCCAGACAAACCACCAUUUACCUACACAGGCGUACAUUACUUCGGUCCACUGUUAGUUAAGUCGGGACGUUCACUUACGAAGAGAUAUGGUUGUCUAUUUACUUGUUUAGCAACCAGAGCAGUUCACAUUGAAAUUGCCUAUAGUCUGACAACAGAUUCAUUUAUCACAGCCUUUCAGCGUUUCACCAGCCGACGUGGGAUUCCUGAAAAGGUAUUCAGCGACAACGGAUCGAAUCUUGUAAGCGGUGACAGAGAACUUAAACAAUCAAUACAAGAAUGGAACCAGUCAAAAAUAGGACAAUACAUGGUUCAACAUGAAAUUGAAUGGCACUUCAACCCUCCAUACGCCAGCCAAAGGGGCGGUGCUUGGGAGAGACUGAUUCGGUCAACACGUUCUAUUUUAAAGGCCAUCGCUGGAGAGCAACUACUCACAGAAGAAAAACUGGUGACGGAAAUGGCGGAAGCUGAGAGAAUAAUGAAUGAUCGACCGAUAACACAAGUGAGUAAUGAUCCAAAUGAUCCUAUGGCACUUACACCUAACAUGUUACUAUUGUUUAAAGCCAAUUCAAGCAUGCCUAGAGGAAAUUUCAAGAAAACUGAUACGUACUCUAAACGAUGGUGGAGACAAUACAAUACUUGUCCGAUGUAUUCUGGCGAAGAUGGAUUCGUGAGUACUUGCCUAAACUCCAGUUACGUCAGAAAUGGCAUAGAGUGA